Malania oleifera is the source of this 1575-nucleotide messenger RNA. RefSeq names its product cytochrome P450 93A3. Bases 1 to 1575 code for a protein of 524 amino acids. The record is from RefSeq and is a predicted model, not a curated record. The transcript has 2 exons. Lineage: Eukaryota; Viridiplantae; Streptophyta; Magnoliopsida; Santalales; Ximeniaceae. Gene Ontology annotation, cellular component: membrane. Gene Ontology annotation, molecular function: iron ion binding; heme binding; oxidoreductase activity, acting on paired donors, with incorporation or reduction of molecular oxygen, NAD(P)H as one donor, and incorporation of one atom of oxygen.
AUGACCACCGCCAUAGAUGUUCAGUUCUACGGAUUUCUCUUCUUCAUUUGGCUCAUUUCCACUCUCUUGAUCCAAUCCUUCAUAAAGAAACGCUCUAAAUCUCAAGCAGCGCCAUCCGUUCUACAUCCUCCGAGCCCACCAGCUCUACCCAUCAUUGGCCACCUCCAUGUCCUGAGUCUCAAUUUACCAAAGUCAUUCAAGAAUCUUGCAUCUAAAUAUGGCCCCCUCAUGAGGAUCAAUAUAGGUGCCUCAGCAUGCUUUGUUGUUUCUAAUGCUGCAGUUGCCAAAGAAAUCUUGAAAACUCAUGACCUUAGUUUUGCCUCUAGGCCGGAGUUUGGGUCCUCAGAUUACAGCAUAUAUAGAGGCUCAAGAUUUCUCACCGCAGAGUAUGGGACGUACUGGCGGUUCAUGAGGAAGAUAUGCAUGACGGAGCUUCUCUCGGCUUCACAGCUAAGUCGGUUCAUCGAUGUCCGAGAGCAGGAGAUCAUGAGGCUCAUGGAGAUCCUUGUGAAGAGGUCAGGAGCAGGAGAGGUGUGUGAUCUGGGCGCGGAGCUAAUGACAAUGGCAAAUAAUGUGGUGUGCAGGAUGGCUAUGAGCACAAGAUGCACAGAGAGUGCAGAUGAAGCUGCGGAGGUCAGAGGAUUGGUUAAGGAGAUUUUGAAGCUGGGAGGCAAGUUGAGCUUAGGAGAAGUUCUGGGUCCUUUGAAGAAGUUCGACUUGUUUGGUUUUGGGAAAAGGCUCAGGGCCUUGUUGCUGCAGUUUGAUGCACUUGUGGAGGGGAUCAUGAUGGAACAUGAGAAGAAGAGGAUUGAUGGUGGAAGAGAAAAGAAAGAUAUGAUGGAUAUUCUCUUGGAGAUUUAUAGAGAUGAAACUGCAGAAGUGAAAUUAAGUAGAAACGAUAUCAAGUCUCUUUUCCUGGAUAUUUUCUUGGCUGGGACAGAGACAAUGAGUGUUGCAAUGCAAUGGACACUAGCAGAACUCAUUAAUCAUCCACAAGUGUUUAAGAAGCUAAGAGAGGAGAUUGAUUCAGUUCUUGGGCCUACUAAGCUAGUCGAAGAAUCAGACAUCCCCAAUCUCCCUUACCUGCAGUCAGUUGUCAAAGAAAGUCUCCGGUUGCACCCUCCAGCACCUCUGCUCAUCAGACAGUGUCGGGAAGAUUGCCGGAUCAAUGGGUACGAUAUAUUGGAAAAUUCGAGAAUAUUAAUCAACUUGUACUCCGUUAUGCGCGACCCAGACUUAUGGAAAGACCCAGCAGAGUUUGUACCAGAGAGGUUUUUGGUCAGUUCUAUUGAGAACUUUGGUGAUCAGCAGCAAAAGGAAAUAAGGGACCAAAUUUUUCAUUACAUACCAUUUGGGAGUGGACGGAGAGCGUGUCCCGGUGCUUCACUAGUUGCAGCAGUGAUGCAUGUGGCAAUUGGAGCAUUAGUUCAGUGCUUUGACUGGAAAAUCAAAGGUGGUGAUCAGAAGCUUAACAUGGAAGAAGGGUUAGGAUUUUCAGCAGGCAUGACAAGUCCGCUAGCGUGUUAUCCCAUCAUUCGUAUCAACCCCUUGGAAAUUACUCUUCUUUCAAAAUAA